AUGACUGAGCAGCAUGUAGGCUCUCAGGAAGCUCCACGAGCCCUUGUGGCCUCGCCGUGGACACGAUCCCUCAUCUCAGGCGCAAUCGCUGGCCUUACCGUCGAUGUCUCCCUAUAUCCCCUUGACACCAUCAAAACCCGCCUGCAAUCCAACCUGACCACCCAGCAGAAAAAUGCCUCGCUUGCCGCAAGACAUACCCUGCAGGGCACAUUGCGUAGCAUGUACGCUGGCCUGCCCUCUGCCAUGCUCGGAUCUAUGCCUUCAGCCGCCUCCUUUUUCCUGGUCUAUGAUGGGGUCAAGAGAUCGUUGAUCAGUGCAGACACAUCACCACAAAGACAGACAUAUGCACACAUGCUAGCUUCCUCGCUCGGUGAAAUCGCAGCUUGUACCAUCCGAGUUCCUACAGAAGUGGUCAAACAGAGAGCCCAAGCGGGUCUUUUUGGUGGCUCCUCCCUCCUUGCUUUCCAAGACAUACUGGCACUGCGCAAGUCCGAGGGAUUACCCACCAUGAUAAAAGAGCUGUACCGGGGUGGAGCGAUAACCAUCAUGCGCGAGAUCCCAUUCACCAUCAUCCAGUUCAGUCUGUGGGAGUACUCCAAGUCCUCAUACUCGGCCCUCCAACACAGAAACACGGGUCGUCAACAAGGACUCGUGACCGCUACUGAAGGCGCUCUUUUCGGCAGCAUGGCGGGAGCCAUUGCCGCCGGAUUCACCACACCUCUCGAUGUGCUCAAGACUCGGAUCAUGCUGGCAAGAAAGGAGGCAGGCGCCGCAUCUGAGAGGAGCGGACCUUGGAAAGUCCUCCAGCAGACCGUGGCUGCCGAUGGUGUCGCUGGUUUGUAUCGAGGCUUUGUACCGCGCGUCGGCUGGAUCAGCACUGGUGGUGCCAUCUUCCUCGGAACCUACCAAUACGUGUCCAAUUUCCUUGCGGUUGAGCAAUCUUGA
Messenger RNA from Exophiala bonariae, 945 nucleotides. RefSeq lists its product as uncharacterized. The record is from RefSeq and is a predicted model, not a curated record. Gene Ontology annotation, cellular component: mitochondrial inner membrane. The transcript is spliced from 2 exons. Bases 1 to 945 code for a protein of 314 amino acids. NCBI's taxonomy places the organism in Eukaryota, Fungi, Ascomycota, Eurotiomycetes, Chaetothyriales, Herpotrichiellaceae. Gene Ontology annotation, molecular function: S-adenosyl-L-methionine transmembrane transporter activity.